AUGCGCUCAUCAAUUGCAUUGAGCUUGCUGGUCGCCAGCUCGGCAGCAGUGGCGAAAUACAUUGUCCCUGGUGCUCGGUGGCUCGACACAGAUGGUGAGCUCGUCAACGCUCAUGCGGGUGUGGUGUUGUUUGAUGAGAAUACCGAAAAGUUCUGGCUUUUUGGAGAGUACAAGAUCCAAAAUGCCACAGAGGGGGCAGGAGUUGCGGUAUACAGCUCUGACGACUUGGCAACGUGGGAGAACCAUGGCCUGGCUCUAGAACCAAUUGAAGGUCACCCGUACAUCUCGCCAAGCAACAUUAUCCAAAGACCAAAAGUCGUUUAUUCAAAUUCGAGUCAAGAGUAUCACAUGCACUGGCACGCGGAUAAUUCAAGUUAUGGUCUGCUUCUCCAAGGAUACGCCACGGCGCCUACCAUUCAGGGGCCAUACACCUUUGUCAAUGCGACGGCGCCACUGGGGAACUGGUCGCAGGAUUUUGGCCUAUUCACAGACUACAAGGACGGGCGAUCCUAUGCCCUGUACUCGAAUGGAGAUAGUCUGUACGGGCGAGAUGUUUACGUCACGAGAUAUGAUGAGGACAAGGCCGAGCUCGAAGAAGUCGUCCACCGUUUCCCAAAGUAUGAUCUCGAAGCACCGUCAAUUGUACAGACCGAGGAUAGCUACUACGCCAUAAUGAGCCACAAGACGGGCUAUCGACCCAACAAUGUCGUGGCUUUUCGGGCAGAUUCACUGUCUGGGCCAUGGUCACAGCCAUGGAUCAUAAACCCGCUCAACACCCGUGGCUUGAACAGCCAAAGCGGUAAUACACUACGCAUUGUCGGGUCAAAGCAGACCACAUACCUCUACAUUGGUGAUCAGUGGGACUCGAACUCUCUUUGGGAAAGUCGAUAUAUCUGGCUACCACUGAAUAUUGACGACUCGAAAAAGCACCUUAGCAUCGAAUGGUAUGAUGUUUAUGAUCUAGACGUCAAGACAGGCGAGUGGUCCGUUGUCGAAGGUAAAACGUAUUAUAGCAAGAAUGCACUGGCUUCUGGUAAUGCCUAUCACCAGGAGGCCAACUUUGGCAGUAAUGGUGUGAUUGCUACUGGCAUCUAUGGAAAUGACAGUACCGUUACUUUCACCAACAUUGAGGGUACCGGUAAGCCGCAAUGGGUAUCGUUCUACUAUCAGAACACCGAUGACAUGGGUUUUGGAGACCAACCAGGCGGCUCACCCGAUCGAAUUGGUGGAUCAUGGCAGUUGCGCCGAAUCAGCAGCGUUGUGGUCAACGGCAACACGCAAAAUCUCGAAACCUUGUUCCAAAGAGACACUCACAAGGGCAUCAUUUUGUCCACGCCACUGCAAUUGACCUUGAAUCGAGGCUGGAAUAACUCCAUCACCGUGGGAGGGCUGUUGAACGGUUUCGAUUACAAGGGUGCUGAUUUGGACAGGAUCGUGGUGUAUCCUCCAGAGCAAUAA
This is a messenger RNA of Pestalotiopsis fici W106-1, 1458 nucleotides long. RefSeq lists its product as uncharacterized. The coding region runs from base 1 to 1458 and encodes 485 amino acids. Gene Ontology annotation, molecular function: hydrolase activity, hydrolyzing O-glycosyl compounds. Gene Ontology annotation, biological process: carbohydrate metabolic process. Lineage: Eukaryota; Fungi; Ascomycota; Sordariomycetes; Amphisphaeriales; Sporocadaceae. The transcript is spliced from 5 exons. The record is from RefSeq and is a predicted model, not a curated record.